AUACUAAUAAAAAUAUAGAUAGUAGAUUUUUCUUUAUCACACACUGAUUUAGAGAGAGAAGCGGAGAGAUACUCUAGAGCGAGAGAAAUGGAAGCGAUGAGAGAGAUCGCGAGAUCCUACUACGAGAGAGCGAGCGAGGCCGCGAAGAUUUCGAUCGAAGAAUCCUUCGCGAAACUCGACGUGGACGGCGACGGGAAGAUAUGCCUGGCGGAGUUCAAGAAAUCGGUGAGCUCGUGGCUGCGCGCGGAGGCCGUGUUCGAGAAACUCGACGAGGACGGCGACGGCGGCCUGAAUUUCGACGAGUUUCUCUGCCUUCACUACAUGGAGAAGAAGGUGGAAUUAAACAAAUGCAGCGUCUGCCAUGAGCUGCUGGUGGGCCCCUACUUCUCUUGCUUGCUAUGCAUAGGAAGACGUCCCGACUCCUACGACCUCUGCUGCUCUUGUUACCGCCGCCACGACGCUUUGCCCGAGCAUGAGCACUCCGAUCACUACAUGAAGGAUCCUCACUCUCUGCUCAUGGAGUUCAGAAGUCGCACCGCUGCUGCUGACACGUCUCAAAAUAAGAAUGACAUAGAAGAACUGCGCGAAAUCGCAAAAGCCUAUUACCGAACCGCAUCUAAAGAAGUAAAAGACCGAGCUCGCGAGUUCUACCAAUCCAUGGACUCGGAUGGAAACGGCCGAGUCGAUUGCUCCGAGUUCCUAGACUUCAUGAGUCAGAAAAUCUCCUACAUGCAAAACCUUAAAUUAUUCAGCGCGCUCGACCUCGACAACAACGGCACCCUCGACUUCUUUGAGGUCAUGACGCUGUACUACAUCAUCAAGAGCGGCCGCCCCUUCUGCAACGGCGACGACUGCGGCAAAUUCAUCUCGGGAAUAUUUUUCUCGUGCGUCGAGUGUUUCAAGAAUUCGAAAACCUCCUUUGACCUGUGCUCUGAAUGCUACCGUGCGGCCAGGUAUGAUCAUAAUCAUGACGGCCAGGCUCAGUUUUUGGACAAUUAUACGUUGCUGCAAGCUAUGAGAGAUCCGACUCUUGCACGGGAAUCGGGGGUAAAUUUGAAUGAGGCAAGGACUGGACUUGUACUCCAUACGCAUAAUUCGUACCUGACGACCAAUGAACACGUACAUAUUCACAAUCAUAAUGCAGUUGUUCCAGCACCAUUAAUUUCAAAGCGGAAAAAAAUGCUGCUUGCACUCGAAUCAUUUGAAUUAGCACUCAAGAUUGGGAGCAUUUCUAGCACCCUCUGCGCUAUAAUGUGAGAGGCAAAAGGAAAAGGAAAAACAAAAAUUGUGGCUUGCUUUUUUUUUUGUGCGUGUGUUGUUGGCCUACCGAUAAAAUGAUUAAUGUAUGAGGCCAAAAUUCUUAAAUUUGAGACCAUCAUGAAGCAAUUUUAGAUGUUGAAAUUACAAAAAAAAAAAAAAAUACAUUUCCUCUUGGUUGGAGAA
Messenger RNA from Salvia miltiorrhiza (redroot sage), 1443 nucleotides. RefSeq lists its product as uncharacterized. Lineage: Eukaryota; Viridiplantae; Streptophyta; Magnoliopsida; Lamiales; Lamiaceae. Gene Ontology annotation, molecular function: calcium ion binding. The transcript is spliced from 4 exons. The coding region runs from base 88 to 1257 and encodes 389 amino acids. The record is from RefSeq and is a predicted model, not a curated record.